AUGCGGAAUGGUCGAAACUGGAAUCUUUUAAAGCAUCUUCUGGACGACACCAACACAAGGUCCAACCAGCAGCAUGUGAUUGCAAAGCUUCUGCAUACAGCCACACGAACCAAGACCACGGAGGAAGUCCUGCAGAGCCUGGUGGAGAAGUACCUCCCUGUUGGUCCCCGGCAAGGGACAUCGGUCGCCUACGCAGACUACCUUGGGCCACCCAACUCCGAGCUGGAUGCAGACAUCAGCACGGAAGAGGUUAGGAGGGCGCUGCAUGAGCUUAAUAGCAAGUCUGCUCCUGGUCCCGACGGCAUCACAAAUAGGACCCUCUGUAACCUGGGCGAUCACUCGAUAGAAUACCUGACAGAAGUCAUCAACGAGACAUGGAAGGAAGGCAAGGUCCCGGAAGCAUGGAAGCGGGCACUUACAGUACUGAUCCCCAAACCUGGCAAAUCAUCAAGCCUGGACAACUAA
Molecule: messenger RNA, 465 nt
Organism: Dermacentor andersoni
Lineage: Eukaryota; Metazoa; Arthropoda; Arachnida; Ixodida; Ixodidae
Source: RefSeq, a predicted model, not a curated record